Molecule: messenger RNA, 951 nt
Organism: Pocillopora meandrina
Lineage: Eukaryota; Metazoa; Cnidaria; Anthozoa; Scleractinia; Pocilloporidae
Source: the annotation of a GenBank genome assembly
AUGUAUCAUGAAGCCUACCACCAGGAAGCCCAAAGACGACAGCGCGUGAUCGAAAGGAAACAUCUUGCUUUGGAACGCCUCAAAGAACGAUACACACGACAAGUGAGUCUAAAUUUCACUUUACGAUUUCGGGGUCAGGUAAUUUUGUUCAUUGUAAAAAGCAAAAUUUUUUUUUCAGUUUGAAGACAACUUAGGGGAUGCCAUUUUAUUUAGCAGAGAUGUUAUUCUGUUUACCAGAUUUGGUCUUAAAUGUUACGCAACAGCAAACAAAAGUUCCAUUUUAAAAAUGUCAAUGUUUACCAAAUCCAAACAAGGCUGAGAAAUAAUGGGCCAAACUGGAAUAAAUUGCACAGAAGCUGUAAAAGAAGGAAACUAACUUUAAGAAAUACCGUUACUUGUCCAAGCACAGAAUUCAGCUUUCUCAAAAUCACGUUCCAGCCGCAAACUUAAAUUGCAAGGAAAUCAUACUAUCAACAUCCCGUAUCUAAGACGACAGCGCCAAAUUGAUUGGUAAAGGAGAGUUAAUUGACAUUACCAAGUUGAUAAGUACGCCGAACAGAAAUCCCACCACCGUUCUGAAAGAAUAUAUACGGAUUCAGAAAUAUCGAUCGAGCGUUUGAAAGAGAAUCCUCUUUUUUUAAGUUGCAGGAUCUGGGCAAGAAACAGAAGUCGAGAAAGAACCAGACAGAAGACGACGAAAUUACUGGAACUAGGGCCGGGACCCGCGGAAGCAAGCGUGAGGACACACGCGCAGCUACUCGCGAGAUACACUCACGCGACGCUCUGUGGCUUCCAGAUAUUUGCCAAACCACUACAGGCAGGACAUACUACCAACUUAUUCACCCAAAACCAAAGCCGCUGCACCAAUGGCGCGAUUUGAAGAACCGCAUAAGGCAUGACUAUAAUCUGGUACCCCUCCCAUACAAGAACGAGCACAUAGUGAAAAGAUAG